Molecule: messenger RNA, 1879 nt
Organism: Linum tenue
Lineage: Eukaryota; Viridiplantae; Streptophyta; Magnoliopsida; Malpighiales; Linaceae
Source: the annotation of a GenBank genome assembly
AAUCAAUCAAUCUCCUUCUUCUUCCAAUUCCCUUACUCGAUCUCCACAAGACCUAACCAUGGCCGCCAAAACGACCCUCCUCCUCGCCGUUUCAUUCCUCGCAACAAUGCUCACCCUCUCCACUUCUCAAGUACUACCACCACCCCUCCUCACCGCCACGUGUCCCCUCCCGCUCGAGCUCUCGCCGGUCCUCCUCACCGACCAGCUCACCAAACUGGCCGCCUCCGCCGACUACGGCAACAUGGUCCACGUGGAGCCGGCCGCCGUCGCACACCCGAGAUCCGUCGAGGACAUCUCCCUGCUGAUAACGACGUCGUACAACUGCUCCCUCCCUUACGGCGUAGCCGCCAGAGGGAACGGCCACUGUACCAAAGGGCAAGGGAUGGUCAGCGACGGCGUCGUUUUGAACAUGCAGAGCUUGAGUACUGGUGGAAACGCGGGAACGAAAAUUGUGGUGUCCUCGGACCGUACGUUUGCUGACGUCAGCGGCGGGGCGCUGUGGAUCGAGGUGCUGACCGAGGCACUGAAGCUGGGAGUUGCACCGGUGACGUGGACCGACUUCCUGUACCUGACCGUCGGUGGCACGCUCUCCAACGCUGGGCUCGGCGGCCAGGCUUUCCGGUUCGGGCCACAGAUCGCCAAUGUUCACGAGAUGGACGUCGUUACAGGGAAAGGAGAGGUGGUGACCUGCUCGGCAAACAAGAGCUCUGAGCUGUUCUAUGGAGUUUUGGGCGGUUUAGGGCAGUUUGGAGUGAUUACCAGAGCAAGGAUUGCCUUGGCUCCAGCUCCCCAAAGGGUAAAAUGGGCACGACUUUUGUACAGCGAUUUCGCGACUUUCAGCAGCGACCAGGAGAAGAUCAUCGCCAACAACGCGCACCCCGAUUCGGUCGAUUACAUCGAAGGCCAGGUUUUACUCGACAACGGCACUCCAAACCUGUGGGAGACCAGCUUCUUCCCGACAGACGCCAUCCCCACCAUAACCUCCCUCGUCAACGAAAAGGGCAUCGUUUACGCCUUGGAGGUCGUCAUGUACUACAACCCCGCCAACGAGGCGAUCAAGGACCAGCAAAUGAAGCAGCUGAUCAGGCAGCUAAAGAACGACCGCGGCCUAGCUGCCAUGAAAGACGUGACCUACUACGAGUUUCUGACCAGAGUCCCGGUCCCCGACCCGUCGAUCCCGCUGGCCCACCCGUGGUUGAACCUUUUCGUGCCGAAAUCCGGCGUGUCACAGUUCAACGACGGCGUCGUUAGGGACAUCGUCAUGCGAGCCAACAUCACCGUCGGACCCGUCCUCUUCUACCCGGUCAACCGCAACAAGUGGGAUGACAAGAUGUCGGUGGUUAUACCUGACGAGGAGAUUUUCUAUGCGUUCUCGUUGCUGAGUCAGAGCAACGUGGGUGACUGGCAGAAGUAUCAGGACCAAAACGCUGCCGUGCUGGCGUAUUGUGAGAAGGCUGGGAUUAAGGUCAAGCAGUACCUGGCGGGUCAUUCCACGCAGCAGGACUGGAUCAAGCAUUUUGGGCCGAAGUGGGCUGGUUUUCAGCAGAAGAAAGCCCAGUUCGAUCCCAAGUUCAUCUUGUCCCCUGGCCAGAAGAUCUUCAAUUAGAGAGAGAGAGAGAAAAAAAUAUGAUUUAAUUAGGGUCGUAUACUAUACUCUCAUUGUGGACUCACAUUAGUAGAGUAAUACCAUAGUGCUAACAGAGAUAGAUAUAUAUGAGUGCAUUUCAACACCGAAAGAAAAAAGAGCAUGUAAGAACCCAUAUUAAUUGGAAUAUUAUAUGUUUCAUUUUCAAUAUUUGAGAAUGUGGGGGUAAUUAACAACUUUUGAGUUUUGAGUUGACAUUGUUUUGAUAAUAGUAUUAUUGUUUUUAUAAGGUUG